Messenger RNA from Vicia villosa (hairy vetch), 1476 nucleotides. RefSeq names its product importin subunit alpha-2-like. Lineage: Eukaryota; Viridiplantae; Streptophyta; Magnoliopsida; Fabales; Fabaceae. The transcript is spliced from 10 exons. Gene Ontology annotation, cellular component: nucleus; cytoplasm. The coding region runs from base 1 to 1476 and encodes 491 amino acids. Gene Ontology annotation, molecular function: protein binding; nuclear import signal receptor activity. The record is from RefSeq and is a predicted model, not a curated record. Gene Ontology annotation, biological process: NLS-bearing protein import into nucleus.
AUGGCGAAGAGGUUUAGCAUCGAACUUGCAACAGCUGUUUUUCGUGAAAAAAUUUUCAUCUCUUCUCCUCUUUCGAUUGACGAGAUUCUUUCAAAGCGCAUUGAGUUGAUGUCUAGUGAAGCUGAAGCACAAACAGGGGCAUUGGAGUUUUUUGCGAGGAAACAAUGUUCAGGGGACCUCAACCAAAUUAACGCUGUGACCGAGAACCACGUUGUUCCUUGUUUGGUGAAUUUUUUGCUGGAUAUGGAUGUGAACCAGGAUAUGCAGGCCCUUGCAACAUGGGCACUGGGAAAUAUUGCGGGAGGACUAUCUAAGCAUACUGAAGUUGUUGUUUCAAAUGGUGUAAUUCCUCUUCUCGUGCAGCUGCUGAGUAGUAAGAAUUACAUGAUUCAAAUGAAGGCUGUUUGGGCGUUAGGAAAUAUAGCGUGCGAUUCUUUAGAAAAAAGAGAUAGUGUAGUUGAAAAUGGUGCACUUGCGCCACUGAUGUGUAGGUUGAAAACAUCCAACAAACACGUCUUGAUGAUGACUAAAUGGACAUUACAAAAGAUGUGCAGUAAAGUUAUUCCACCAAGAUUUAAUCAUCAGAUAUCUACUGCAUUGUCCUUCUUCCUGGAAUUAUUAGCACUGGCAGAAGAUAAGCUGGAUGAGAGUGCUAUAGUAUCCGCACUCCAAGUUAUUAUACUUGUUGACCAUUCAAGUGAAGUAUACAAAGUCUUAGCUGAAAAAGAGGUGUACUUGGAAAUCGUAAAAUUGCUUUUCUAUGAUCCCAAAUAUAGCAAACUUCCUUUGUAUGCUUUAAUGGUCAUGGGAAAUUUGGCACAGUGUGGAAGUGCUCAAAAACAAAUCAUAAUCGACACUGGAGCACUCUCUGGCCUUAAGUGGCUACUUGGGUCAUCUGACAAACUGAUUCUUAAAAAAGCGUGUUGGGUAAUAGGAAACCUCGCACAUGGAAGAAGGGACCAUUUACAGGCAAUCAUUGAGAAGGGUUUUUUCCCUAUUCUGAUUGAUGUUAUGAACAAUAAAGUUGACACUACAUAUGAGGCGGCAUGGGCCAUUUAUACGGUCAGCUGUGGAUGCUUCAAACAAACAAGACACUUGCCGCAACUAGAAGUAACUCACUGCAUAAGGGGAUUAUUUACUGUCAUGAUUUUUACGAGCGACACAAAGUUACUUGAUGUGUGCCUUAAUGGAAUAAGCAAUUUCUUAAUUCAUGGCGACAUGCUAAGGAAAAAAUCUACUGCCAAUGUGGAACAUAUUAAAAACGGUGACAUGAUAAACGGUAACAGAAUUGCGGAACAUAUUAAAAACGGUGACAUGAUAAACGGUAACAGAAUUGCUUUGUUGAGGUUGUGGUCUUUGAAGAAUCACGAUGACGAAGAUAUUUCUUAUUUGGCGGCUAAGGUUUUUGAAGAAUAUUGGUCUUCGGAAAAAGAUGAAAUUCAAAAGAGUUAUGAAAGAGUUUUGGAAAUGUACUGA